AUGGCUGUGAGCGCCGCCUCCGCGCGCGUUCAGCGUUUCAAUAGCAACAACCUGACGGGGGUCAGUCAAUGUCUGAGACGCGCGUGCGCAUCGAACGUUCUCGGGACAGUGUUAGGUGCUGCCUUUCACACGCUUGGGUCAUUUCCGACUGACAAAAAUGUCCACGGUAGCGCCACCCGCAGCCAAAGCAAGGUUCGUACUCAGUGUGAGGCGUCUUCUGUGCAACGCGAACCUCCGUUGCUCGUGCCCGUCUCAGAGGAUCCUGCUUGCCGAAAAGUUUGCGACGGCGUUGUUGCGCCGUCGGACGAUCCCAUCAGCGACGGUCGGCGGUGCCCAGACGAGAACCCGGAUUCUAACGCUAGCAGCGCGGAGAAGCAACAGGCAUCCAGCGAGGACGUCGGGAUCAUUCGUUGGUCGCGCGGCACGCUGCAACGCCGCUCGAAGCUUAAGAACUUCAUUGUGCCUGUAAAGAUUGAGAAGCCGUGGGACAGCGGUUACCUCGCAAGCUACCACCGCGGCUCCUUGCAAGCUACCACCGGAACGACUUGCCAAGGAACGUCGAAAGGUGCGAAAACAACGAGCUCCAGCAACAAAAUAACUGUUAAAACGAAGCAAGAGGCAUGUUCAGCCGUGUUAACGUGUACUCGCAUACCAAAGGCUCCUGGAGAAAAGACUCCGAAGAAAGCCCGCGGGCAAGGGCGUCAGCGGGCGGCGAAGGACGGCGCUGCCGGUUGUGAGAAGAAGACCGCCGUAGAUUCCGCCGUCGAGCAGUUCGAACCCGCGGCAGUUAAAAAACUGAAGGCUAUAGAGAGCGCCUUAAAGGCGCCCAAUCCUCCUCGAAAGCCUCACGCAGCAGCUGCAACGAAGUCGAAGCCGCGGGGACGUAAGAAGAAACAAGAGAUGGUGCCUGCAGUUGGCACAGAGGUACGACGGAGAAGCGCUGGAGCUGAAGCUACACCGCGCUUCAAUAAGACGGCGGUACGGCAAGUCAAGAACGGUGAAACACCGGCCCCGUUCCGCAAGGUACCAACUCAAGUACAAUCGACAUACGAGCUUCACCGGCGCUCGUUAAAAAACGGGAGAAAUCUGGAAGUGGCAGUGACUGGCUCAGUUGCUGAAGCAGCCGCUGUGCAAGUAGCUGGGAAACGAAGUAAGUCUAACGAUGACCCCCCGGUAGACGGAGUAAAUGCAAGCCAAGUUAACACCGUGCCUGCAGCUGACAAGGCUCCAUGCACAGCGUCGACAAGCAAAAGUGACUUCGUGCCGCACGGACGAAAUUCGUCUUUGGAAGCUUCGGCUGACGUGAUGGAAAGACGCACAGACCAUGUGCCACAAGGGCGGUCCACUGCGGCUUCCACACGGCUCGAGCAUGGAUUUGAGGCCUGUUUCCAAGCAACGCUGCCCUCCACAGCGGUGCCCGAUCUGGAGGGGAGUGCCGAUGAAGGAGUCGUGAACACCGAGGCAAGCGCUUCCGCCACGCUUCAGUACGCGUCGCCGCAGAGUCCUGUUGAAAGCAGUUAUGCCCGCACUUGCAACGAGGCUACUUCGCCAACGCAAUCCCAACGCAGUGCCGCUACCAGCACGCAGUCUGAAUGCAUCGAAGAUUCUCACGGAACGCAACAUGAUUCUAUCGUGCCUGUGGAGGCAUCAAGCCCUGGCCCGGUUGCUGCAGGAGAAAUUAUCGCACGUGAGCCAUCAGACAAAGUCGCCACGAUCGAAGAAGCUACAUCUGCUGCGCUCGACGUGAUUAAAUCGACUAGUGAGACGCAUUCCCUUUCGUCACCGGGUGCUUCCGCCCCGCUUGAGUCCGCGUCUCCGGAGAGCAUUCCAGUUGAAAGCAGUGACACCCGCACCUCCAACGAGGCUGCUUUGCCUACGAAAUUCCAACGCAGCGCCACUGCCAGCACGAAGUCUGGAUGUAUCAAAGUUUCCCAAGGAACGCAAUGCAAUUAUUGUGUGGCUGUGGAGGGCAUCGAGCCUGGGCGAAGGCACUGUGGCAGAGUUCAUGGUGUGUGA
Rhipicephalus microplus (southern cattle tick) is the source of this 2016-nucleotide messenger RNA. RefSeq lists its product as uncharacterized. NCBI's taxonomy places the organism in Eukaryota, Metazoa, Arthropoda, Arachnida, Ixodida, Ixodidae. The record is from RefSeq and is a predicted model, not a curated record.